AGGUUUUGUUUGCCAUGAUAUUUGCCAGCUUCUUGCGUGACAAACACAUGGAUAUAUUUUUCUGCUUUUAAAAGUUUCGAACACGUGUCGUUUAUAUAAAUUUUAUGUAUAUUAAUAUAUAUGUUUUGUAUUCACAAUGUCUUACAAGAAUAAUUUCAAUGUUUUCGUGGGUGGAAAAUCAGGUGUUUUCAAAGGAAUAAAAAUUGAAAAGAAGGUAAAUAUAAUCAAAAACAUACAGGACUUAGUUUCCAUUACAGAAAAUGACCAAGUGACUAACAUCUCCUGGAGUGAUGAUGAUGAGAAAGACAUUUUAAUUGCAUGUGGCGUGAAAGAAAACAGAAGAGUAAAAAUUUAUGACUCUGAGAAUUCCAUGUUCACAUGCUCGUUUCUUUGCAACACAGGCAAAGGCAGUAUUAAUGGAAUAUCACAAUAUGAUGGAUCAAUCCUGACAGCAGUCAACUCUGGAGAAGUGUGUCUGUGGCGAUUCGACAGAAAAGAGGAAUUACUGAUAAAUGCCGGGGAAAAUUUAGAUAGAAUGUGUCACUCACGUGUGCAAAGAAAUGUAAUAGCUACUGGAGGACGGGAGCAUAGGUUGAAAUUGUACGACCUGGAAAAACAAACAAUGAUAUUCAACGAGAAAAAUCUCUCACACGAUUGGUUGGAACUAAGGGUACCUAUUUGGAUAUCUGAUAUAAAUUUUCUACCGGAGACCCAGCAGAUAGUCACAGUAGGCAGAUACGGACAUAUACGCCUAUAUGAUCCACGUGUGCAGAGACGUCCUGUGAUAAAUAUAACUCAUCAAGAUGAAGCUUUCACCUGUUCGUGUAUUGCCCCGAAAGAAAAACAUAUCAUAGUAGGGUCUGGCAAAGGUAAGCUGAAUCUCGUCGAUCUCCGAAAACCAGGCAAAAUAUUAAACACAUACAAAGGAUUUGCUGGUGGAGUAACCGGGGUAGCUUGUAGUAUGAAUAAUCCAUACAUUGCAAGUGUCAGCAUAGAUAGAUAUUUGAGGAUACAUCAUAUCGACACGAAAGAACUUCUGAAAAAUAUUUAUUUAACAUCUAAGCUAACGUGCCUGGCAGUGAGGUCCGACUUUUCUAUAGAAGAAACUGGCACUGAAAAUAAUCAAGAAGCCACAAUGGAAUCCCGUUGUGAAUCCCGUAAUGGCGGUAGCGUCGGCGAACAGUCGAAUGACGACGCGAUCAGUGAGGCAGAAUAUGACGAGUUAUUUGAUAAAAUGCAAGUAGUGGGUAAGAAUGAAAAAGUUAGUAAAAAACGGAAACUCGUCAAGCCAGCCAAGAAAGUCUCAUCGAAUGAUCGUGAUGUUAUGUCCCAAAAGUCGUUGCAGAAGAAAAGAAGGAAGGAUCAAGCGAGGUCUCGCAAGGAGAUGGAAUAGUUAUUUCCAGAAAUGCUUUGGAGAUCUAGCAUUUUUGCUCGUCAGGAGAAGGUUUUUUUUUUGCUAGUUUUUAGAAGGUUUUUAAAGCACUAUCCCCUUCGAAAUCGAGUAAUCACCAUCACCCGUGUUCUCUACAUGAAAACGAAGACAAAACGAGGAGCGAAAUUUCGCGUGUCAAACGUCGUGCUGUGCGUCUUCGAGCGUAAAGAAUCGUUUGUGUGAUUUGAAGUGAAAUCGUCUCAGAAUGCUUUUAGUGCAGAGCAACGUCCUGUAGAAAUCGCGACAAAUAUUCCGGUUCGCACCUUUUAUAAUUCUUCCUUACGAUAUGACACGAGUGACGGUUAUAAUCUGAUCUCCUUGUACGACAGUACAUGGCUUUGUUUGCUGUCCACUUACACGGCGACUCGUGUGCUUCGUCUUCUCGUUUAUGAAGAAGAACUCGACACAUGCUAAUAAAAAGUAUACGAGAUCAACGAUGUGUAUAUCGAUGAAUGGAGCAAUCGAUUGGAGCUCUUAAAUUGCUCGUUAUAAUUACAAAAUCUUGCCUCACGAUAAUUUCAAUGAUACAUCAGUCGUAUCGUCAGCAACGAUUGUACAAUACGUAGAAUUUGGUCAAAUAUCACAUUAAAAUUCGAGUAUUUCUGUAUACUUCCAUUUUGUCGUUUUUUUCUUCAUUGUUAUCGGUAGACGCGCAAAUAUCGCACGACGUUUGCGUGCUACCGUCUUAAAUGUAUAAUCCGAUCCCCCCUCCCCCUUUUUUUUUAAAUGUUUCUUCCCUACAAACACUCGAGAGAAGUGUAACAACGGUAUUAUUAAUGACGUUGCAAUACCGACGAAAUUAUUCUAGCGGUUCAAUUUAGGGAAUAUAAUGGAGAAAAGAAAAUCUCUUUCACGCAACUCUCUGCUUUUUUUUUUCGUCUGCAUUCCGUUAAAUAUUCGUGUUUUCGUCGUUUACAUUCCACAGGUUUCGUGACAUUGUGUGAUUUUGAUACAAGAGAUAAAAGAUUUGCGGUUCUCGUACAGAACAAUAGUCCUAACAUCCGACACUUGCGUCGACUUUGACGAUACAUCAAAAGUGAAAUCCUUUCCAAAAAAAAGGGGGGGGGGGAGGGGUACAGAGACUGUCUCUGUUUU
Molecule: messenger RNA, 2527 nt
Organism: Dinoponera quadriceps
Lineage: Eukaryota; Metazoa; Arthropoda; Insecta; Hymenoptera; Formicidae
Product: WD repeat-containing protein 74
Exons: 9
Coding region: 137-1393 (418 amino acids)
Biological process (GO): ribosomal large subunit biogenesis
Cellular component (GO): nucleolus; preribosome, large subunit precursor
Molecular function (GO): protein binding
Source: RefSeq, a predicted model, not a curated record